Tetrahymena thermophila SB210 is the source of this 2268-nucleotide messenger RNA. Its product is annotated as Serine/Threonine kinase domain protein. Lineage: Eukaryota; Ciliophora; Oligohymenophorea; Hymenostomatida; Tetrahymenidae. Gene Ontology annotation, biological process: protein phosphorylation. Gene Ontology annotation, molecular function: ATP binding; protein kinase activity. The record is from RefSeq and is a predicted model, not a curated record. The transcript is spliced from 10 exons.
AUGAGUAAAGACAUUCAGGAGUUUACUGGAAAGGAGAUUUAAGGAUAUACUGUAUCGAAGCCUAUAGGUUAAGGCAAAUUUUCAACCGUUUAUAAAGCUGAAACUGCAAAUAAAUAAGUUUUUGCAUUGAAAAAGAUAAAGAUAUUUGACAUGAUGGAUCCUAAAUAGCGUGAGAAAUGUUUAAAAGAAGUUGGAUUGAUGAAGCCACUAGAUCACCCUAAUAUAAUUAAAUAUAUAGAUUCCUUUAUACAUAAUAACGAAUUGAUUAUUGUUACAGAAUGGGCAGAAAAGGGCGAUUUAAAGCGAUUAAUUAAAAUGUAAUAGCAAGAAGAAACUCCUUUUGAGGAGUUAAAAAUAUGGGAAUAUAUGUAAUAGAUUGCUUCUGCGUUAAAUCAUAUGCACGAAAAAAGAAUCAUGCAUAGGGAUUUAAAGCCUGCCAAUAUAUUUAUAGCUCAAGAUGACACUUUAAAAGUAGGAGAUUUAGGUUUAGGUAGAGAAUUUUCUUCAGGAACUAUUGAAGUUUAUUCUAAAGUAGGUACACCUUUGUAUAUGAGUCCAGAGCUUUUACAUGGCGAGGGUUAUGACAUGAAAAGUGAUGUUUGGAGUUUAGGCUGUAUUGUUUAUGAGUUGAGUGAAUUUAAAAGUCCUUUCAGAAAUGAAAAUGAUAAAAUGAGUUUAAUGGAUUUAUUUUAGAAUAUCACGAAAGGAGAAUAUAAGCAAAUAAGUAAGAGAUAUAGUGAAGAUUUAUAAUAAAUUAUAGAUGAUAUGAUAGUGGUAGACCCUACUAAAAGAAUUGAUACAGAAGUUGUUUUGCAAAGAUGCGAAAAAAAAAUUAAUUAGUUAAAGAAAAACCCAAAGAUUGAUUGUAUUUUAGUUAAUGAGGAUAUAUAUGAAAAACUUACUCUUUUGGAGUAUCAUAAUUUUUUUUGCAAACCUAUGCACAGAGAUCCUGUUUCAAAAGUGUUUUUUUCAAUAUCUGAUUAAACUCCUGCUCAAAAUAAUAAGAAAUUCUUCUAUUUUGCAGAGCUAUGCUAUUGGAUAAUGUCAAUAUAAAAAUAUGAUAAAAAAAAUAAAAUAUAAGCAGCAUUAAAAUUAAAAUCUCUUGGAAACUGGGAAUCUGUUGAUGAGUGUGCAUAAUAGUUAUUAUUCGAUCUUAAAAAAUGGGGGCUCAGACUUCCAGACUCUUUAAAUGUCUAACACAUUAGAAAUGGAUAUGGUGAUACAGUCUGUUUCAUAUUAAACGAUAUAUUAAAUAGAGAAUUAAUUAGAUUAAAUUUUAAAUUUGAAGAUCCUAAGCACACUGAUGUUUAGAAUGGACAGCAAGAAACAGAAAAUGGAGUUUUAUAAGAUCCUGAUUUAAAUGAGUAUAUGAUUGAAGAGGAGGAUAUAUAAGAUGAAGAUUCUAUUGUCGGAGAAGAAGAAUAAGGAGAUUUAUUAAAUGGGUAAUAUAAUAAACGGUAAAAUGGAGAAGAGGCUUAUGAUUAUAAAAAAAUAAUAGAUGAAGAUAGAGAAAUGAUUAUCUCGAAUGUUGAUCCACUAGAGUGGUAAAAAGAAUGUCUUAGAGUCACUACAGAGCUAUAAAACUUUGAUUUAAAAAUUAAGAAAAAUGAAAUAACUGCAUAGAUUAACGAAAACGACUAUAUCAACAACUUGAAUCGUCUUUAAAAAUUUUAGAGAGGAAUGAAUAUGCAGGCAUAAAUUUUGUAAGAACCUUUUGUUAAUAAGAUAAUCACAAACUGGUAAAACUAGCUAGAUUAAAUUGAAAAAGGAGAAUAAAGGAUUAACUAAGGAAAUAUUGAUAGCAUAAAUGUGCUUAAAGAAAAAGUGCAAAGUAAAAAGAAAUUUCUUUUGGAUUUAGAGUAAAAGUCUGAGUAAGUAAAAAGCUAAAUUUAGAAUUUCGAUAGCAUGAAUGAACAAUAUGAAAAAGUUAAAAAAGAAAUAGUAGAGAGAGAGAAAUUGAUUACAGGAAAUGAUUAAACUAAUAAAAUAAAAGAUGCAAUAUAAAAAAUAAAAACCGAAAUUAAAUCGAUGACAAUUAAAAUAGGUGUUUUACAAAGUAACCUCCUUUCAAAACAAUUAAACAUAGAAUUAAAUAAAUUUAAAAAUGGAUCUGAUGAUGAAGAUGGUAUAGAUGAUAAUUAUUUAAACGAUUUAUAGUAAUCUAAAAACAACAACAAAAAUAGUAACACAAAUGGUGAAAUAAAUUAAGGAUUUAGUGAUGAUCAAAAUGAAGAAAAUUUAAUGGAUAUAUCUGAUGAUAAUUUUUGA